AUGAAGUUUGGUAAGGAGGACAAGGCCCCAGUGGUCAAAGGUGUGUGUGCAAAUGUGAGGUGCACCAACGGUGCGGUGCAGGUGCAGCUGAGCGGCAGUGAUGAGUGGCAAAGCUGCAGCGAGGGCACACCCGUUAAGCCGACAGCGCCUUCUCCCUUAUCGGGGGCAAGUGUUGCAUGCCCCAAGUACGAGGAGGUUUGCACCAUCAACGCCGACGGCAGCAGCAAUGUACCCAAAGCUGCGACACCUACACCCCCGCCUUCAUCUCCACCACCGGGGCUCCCAGUUUCUGAAAGCGCACCUGCUUCCCUGGAGGAAAAAGUGGAGGAAAAAGUGGAGAGCACCACCUCCUCAUUGGAAUCGCCGUCUCCGAACAUUGCUCCAACCGAUGAGAGCACAGAGAAAAUUGAAAAGCAGAAGGAACCAUCUUCUCUUCCAUCAACUGAAGCGUCAGAUUUGACUGCCAGGAACGGCGCUGACCUGAAGAAGGUGGACGCGAGUCUGCUGAAAGGCGACGGCAGCGUGGCUGCUGCUGCUGUCCUCNGCCCUCUUGUGCUUCUUGCCGUGGCCGCGGCGGUGGCGGCGCCUGUGUGA
Molecule: messenger RNA, 594 nt
Organism: Trypanosoma grayi
Lineage: Eukaryota; Euglenozoa; Kinetoplastea; Trypanosomatida; Trypanosomatidae
Product: surface protease GP63
Exons: 1
Coding region: 1-594 (197 amino acids)
Biological process (GO): proteolysis; cell adhesion
Cellular component (GO): membrane
Molecular function (GO): metalloendopeptidase activity
Source: RefSeq, a predicted model, not a curated record